Molecule: messenger RNA, 2070 nt
Organism: Miscanthus lutarioriparius
Lineage: Eukaryota; Viridiplantae; Streptophyta; Magnoliopsida; Poales; Poaceae
Source: the annotation of a GenBank genome assembly
AUGGAUCUUGACAUGGACGACUACAUAGACCCCUACGAGGAGGCCGAGGCUGCCGCGGGCGAGGACGACUCCGACGACCCCGACGAGGACGACUCGGAUGCGGAGAGCGACUACGAGGAGAAGUCGUUCGGCCUCCUCAAGUCCGGCAAGCACCGGGUGCGCAACCCGGACGGCACCUUCCGCUGCCCCUUCUGCCCCGGCAAGAAGAAGCAGGGGUACAAGAUCAAGGACCUCCUCCAGCACGCCGACGGCAUCGGCGUCUCCAGCAAGCACCGCCGCCACGGCCGCGAGCGCGCGAACCACCGCGCCUUCGCGCGCUUUGUCCGCACCGAUCCGGACUUCGCGGAAGACCUCGUCGGUAUCACUGGCAUUCAAGGUGCCAUUACAACCACCCCUGCUGAUAAGAAUGGCAGUGCCAAUGGCGACGGGAAGGCCAAGGCUAAUGGAGAUACUGUUGGAUCCAGUUCGGUGGCGGCGAAAGUGGGUCCGCCACAGGAGGUUGAGAGGUUUGCUUGGCCGUGGGCUUGUGUUCUUGCAGCCGGGGCAGGGUUCAAUCCUGAGCAGUUUGCUGAUAGAGUAGCCAUGUUUAGUUUGGUUGAGGUUGUGCCUUUGUUUGUCGAUGAGAUGGAGGUCACAGAAACCUUUGCAAUCGUGAGGUUUACCAAUGAUUGGAGUGGAUUUAAUGACGCGCUUACGCUGGAGAACCAUUUCGGCGUCAAUAAGCUAGGGAAGAAGGAAUUUGAGAUGAGAGAUAGUGGUCUAGGUUCUAUGGAGGGAGAUGGCGGCGAAGGUGAAGUCAAGGUUUAUGGGUGGGUUGCCCGAGCCGAGGACUAUGAUGCAACGAGUGUGUUAGGAAGAUUUUUGAGAAAGCACACCGUCCUGAAAACAAUAGAUGAGGUUUCCAAGACUGAAUUAGAGAAAUCAGGGGAGAUGGUGGCAAUACUGGCAUCCCAGAUCGAGGAAAAGAACCGGUACUUGCAGGAUUUGGAGACAAAGAAGAAUGCAACAGAACUCUCAAUCUCAAGGCUUGAGGAGGACAACAGGAAACUGCAUGAGGCAUACAAUGAAGAAAUGCGCAAUCUUCAUCGCAGGGCUCGUGAAAAUGCUCUGCGGAUUUUCCAAGAGAAUGAAAACUUGAGGAUUGACUUAGAAAAUAAGAGGAGAGAACUGAACCUGCGAGCUAAGGAUCUUGAAAAAAUGUCAGCUGAGAAUGCUAAUGACAGGAAGACACUCGAUGAUGAGAAGCAGAAGGCAAAAUAUGAUAAUAGUGAACUUGAGCUAGCUAGCAUAGAGCAGCAGAGGGCUGAUGCAGAUGUUCUGAAGCUAUUGGCCGACCAGGAGAGGGAAAAGGAAGAUGUACUUGCUAGAAUGCUUCAGCUAGAAAAGGAGCUGCAUGAGAAGCAGCAGCUUGAGCUCGAAGUAGAACGGUUGAAUGGUACACUCCAAGUUAUGAAACAUUUAGAGGGAGAUGAUGACGGGGGAGAUAUCCAUGAGAAGAUGGAGAAGCUGAGUGUAAGAUUUGAGCGUGAAAAGAAGCGCCUGGAGGAUUUGAGUGGGGAUCUCGUGAGAAAAGAGCGUGAAAGUAAUGAUGAGCUACAAGAAGCCCGAAAAGAACUGAUAAAGGGUUUGGAGGAAGAGCUAAAUGGGCGGACAGCUAUUGGGAUCAAAAGAAUGGGGGAACUCGAUGAAAAGCCUUUCCUAAAUGCAUGUAAGAGAAAAUAUGGAAACAAUGAAUACCAGGUCAAAGCAGCAGAGCUAGUCUCAAAUUGGCAGGAUGAACUAAAGAAGCCAUCCUGGCAUCCUUUUAAGAUGGUUGAGGUUAAUGGAGAAAAUAAGGAAGUUCUGGAUGACGAUGAUACAAAACUGAAGUUCCUGUGGAUCGAGUUCGGUGAUGAUGUGUGCAAUGCGGUGAAGACCGCACUGAUGGAGAUAAACGAGUAUAACCCAAGCGGGAGGUAUGUUGUGCCCGAGCUCUGGAACUUCAGGAAAGGCCGGAAGGCGACGAUGAAGGAGGUGCUCAAGUACCUGUUCAGUCAGAUUGACACGACGACCAAGCGCAGGAGGGGCUGA